This is a messenger RNA of Dermochelys coriacea (leatherback sea turtle), 9786 nucleotides long. It is a transcript of the gene SGSM3, whose product is annotated as small G protein signaling modulator 3. The record is from RefSeq and is a predicted model, not a curated record. The transcript has 25 exons. Gene Ontology annotation, molecular function: protein binding. Lineage: Eukaryota; Metazoa; Chordata; Testudines; Dermochelyidae. The coding region runs from base 2915 to 5176 and encodes 753 amino acids.
AGGGAGGCGCGUGGCUGGGGCUGACGGCGAUUGACGCGGCCGGCCUCUGGUGGCGGCGGCUGCAGCAAGGAGGGGGCUGAGGCGGCUGCGGACUGGGGGGCGCCCCUCUCCCGGCCGGGGGGGAGCGGCACGCGGAGCAGGUCAUCUCUCCAACCCAAUGAAAAGAAGAGCAGGGUGGGACAUUCAAGAGGGAAAAGCACCUUCACUUGGCUAAGGAAGGGCACUCCUGGAUGGAAGUUUCUCUUCUUGUGCUAAAGACCCUGGGCAGCCAGUGCUGGAAAGGAGCUCAUAUCUGACUCCACCUGUCUGCUUCACAUCCAACACUGAAUUGCUGUCAUGUGAGGGUUAACUGGAGAUCAAAUGGCAAAGGGGGCUGACCAGCUGUGAGGGAGAAAGCAGGAAUGUUAACAGCUGACUCAGCAGUGUGAAGUGGAAGUUCAAGUGAAUUUGCAUCUGUCUUUUCCACACCUCCAUUUUUAAAGGAAAACUGCACUAUUAAAAAAAAAAAAAAAAAAGUAACUGUAUACAGUAAAAGCUGUGUUAUCCGGCACUUUACCAACCAGAAAGAUCUAGAAACCGGCAUUUCUGAUCUCUGCCAAUACAAAUCUUCAAUCUAGUAACCGGGACCAAUGCCAAAGCUAACUGGAAUCGAUGCUGAAGCUAUUCGGGACCCAAGUAUUUCCGAGAGCAGUCGGACUGUGCUCGAGUUAGCUGAGAAAAGCCGAAUGCUGUUCUUUCUGUUUGUAUCCGCCAUUGUGAUCGGUUGGUUUAUUACUCUGUGCAUUGUCCUGUGUUUAUUGUAAAAUAUCAACACCACCCUACCAUCAUGGCAUCCAAAAUACCAGCGAAAAGCAAAGGAAAGAAGCAAGAGUUGUGUUGACAUUAAAACAGAAAAUAGAUAUUUGUACAUGUCUUGAAAAGGGUGAGAAUAGGAAUGUUUUGAUGCAAGAGUACAAUGUUGGCUCGUCCACAAUAUAUGACAUCAAGGCUCAGAAAGGACAACUGCUCAAAUUUUUUGCUAGUUGUGAGUCAAAUAAAGCUUUUGAACAACGCCGUACUCUGCAUACGCCUAAAUUGGAGCAGCUAGACAGUGUUUUAUAUGAAUGGUUUUUAUUGAAACGAUCGGAGGGUGCCUCUAUAUCUGGCCCAAUGCUCAUUGAAAAGGCAAAAGAUUUUUAUAAGCAAAUGCAAUUGACUGAGCCAUGUGCAUUUUCUGAUGGAUGGCUUUCAUGUUUUAAACUUCGUCACGGCAUUAAAAAGCUAGAUGUAUCCGAACAAAAAUCGGCUGACCAUGAAGCUGCAGAAAAAUAUUGUGAAUUUUUUAGAAAUUUAAUUGCUGAACAUGAUCUAUCCCCUGAACAAAUUUAUAAUGCUGAUGAAACUUGCCUAUUUUGGCGAUUUCUGAUCUCUGCCAAUACGAAUCUUCAAUCUUUGGCUUGCCAAAUUCUACCAUAGCAGGUGCAAGUGAAUCUAGUGCUGCUGGUUUUAAGCAGAAUAAAGACAGACUAUCUGUUCUUACGUGUGCUAAUGCUGCAAGCUUGCAUAAAAUAAAACUUUUGGUGAUUGGGAAAUAUUGUCAUCCUAGAGCUUUCAAAGGUGUUGCACAUUUACCUGUUGUUUACAAAGCACAAGGUAAUUCAUGGAUGAACAAAGAAAUUUUUUAUGAUUGGUUUCAUCAUGUUUUUGUACCUGCAGUGAAAGAACAUUUUAGAAAAAUAAGCUUACCUGAAGAUAGCAAAGCUAUUCUAUUGCUAGACAAUUGUAGAGCUCACCCUCAUGAAACAGAAUUAGUGUCUGGUAAUAUUUUUACCAUCUUCCUGCCUGCCAGUGUUGCUUCAUUGAUUCAACCCAUGGACCAGGGCAUCAUCCAGAAUAUGAAAUGUUAUUACAGAAGAGAUUUCCUGAGAAAGUUGAUCAAUCAUGAAGGCACUGUACAGGACUUUCAAUCUCUUUAUAAUAUAAAAGAUGCAGUUUUUAAUGUUGCUUGUGCCUGGAAUUCUGUUAAAAGUGAAACAUUAAGGAGAGCUUGGAUAAAAUUGUGGCCUAAUGUUUGCAGAAGUGUCUUCUGAUGAAGAUGAAUUUGAAGACUUUAAAGUAAGAGUUAGAAAAAAUACAUUAGCACAAAUUCUUGAAAUGGUGAAGGAUACUUCUUCUUCACACCACAUCAACAAACUUCAUGAAAGUGAGCUAGAAGAGUGGGUUGAAGCUGAUAAGGAGUUUGAAGUGACACACACUAUUACUGAUACAGAAAUAAUAGAGAAUGUUUUGAAAACUGAAAAGUCAAAGGACACUGAUAAAGACAGUGAAGAAGAAGAUUUUAGUGAAGAGGACAAAAUAACUUGGGGAAAGGCUGCUUCAGCUUUUGAUACAGUAAUUCAAUUUGCAGAAAGGCAACCAUGUUAUACUGCCCAGGAGGUUAUACAAUUGCACAUUCUGCACUCUACUUUUCUGCAAAAGAGGCAGAAGACAAGUAAGCAAGCUGAUAUAAGGGAUUUAGUCAAAAAAACAGCUUCCAGGGUGUGUAAUAGGGUCAGUACAGAUUCAGCCCAAUCUCCUACACCUUCUACAUCUACAAUGAUAAUUGAUAUUGAUAAUGAUGACCCUGAGGAAUUGCAAGAUCCUGAAGUGUCUUCUGAAUCAUCAAAGAAAGAUUGUUAUGUUCAGUAUAGUUUUAGUUGAAGUGUUAUUUUUAGUGAUCUGGGUGUAUGCCAUGUGCUGCCCAUAGUGAUAUGUAGUGUCAUCAGAUAACCUACUAUAUAGAAAACUUUACCUGUAUACACCUAAGUGCUUCAAGAAACCAACCACUCUGCCGUGCAGUAUUACUACUGGAUUGCAGAGCAGUGACCUGAGACUUUGGAGGGCAGCACCCCUAGAGAUACACGUCGCCCUCCAUCACGCACACUCCUCCAGCACCAUGUCAGGAAACUACACCCCCUCUUCUGGGGGCCCCUUCUCGGCUCUCACCCCCAGCAUCUGGCCACAGGAGAUCCUGGCAAAGUACACCCAGAAAGAAGAGUUGGUGGAGCAGCCAGAAUUCCGGUACGAUGAAUUUGGCUUCCGAGUGGAUAAGGAAGAUGGCACUGAGCCGAACUCCAGCAAGCUGCUGGGGAUUCCGCUGACAGAGGAGCCACAGCAGAGGCUGAAGUGGCAGGCCCACCUGGAAUUCACGCACAACCACGACGUGGGGGACCUCACCUGGGACAAAAUCGAGGUCACGCUGCCGGGUUCGGACAAGCUGCGCUCACUGGUACUGGCUGGCAUCCCACACAGCAUGAGGCCUCAGCUGUGGAUGCGUCUCUCUGGGGCCCUGCAGAAGAAGAGGAAUUCGGAGAUGUCCUACCGAGACAUUGUGAAAAACAGCUCCAAUGAUGAAAUUAUCUCUGCCAAACAGAUUGAGAAGGACCUGCUCCGCACCAUGCCCAGCAACGCCUGCUUCUCCAAUAUGAACAGCAUCGGGGUGCCACGACUGCGCAGGAUACUCCGGGGACUAGCCUGGCUUUACCCAGAGAUCGGAUACUGCCAAGGCACCGGCAUGGUGGCGGCUUCCCUGCUGCUCUUCUUGGAGGAGGAAGAUGCCUUCUGGAUGAUGUGCGCCAUCAUCGAGGACCUGGUACCUGCCUCCUACUUCAGCACCACGCUGAUGGGAGUGCAAACCGACCAGCGCGUCCUACGCCACCUCAUCGUGCAGUACCUGCCACAGCUGGACAAGCUCCUGCAAGAGCAUGACAUUGAGCUGUCCCUGAUCACCCUGCACUGGUUCCUCACGUGCUUCGCUAGCGUUGUGCAUAUCAAACUGCUGCUGCGUAUCUGGGACCUCUUCUUCUACCAGGGUUCGCUAGUGCUUUUCCAGGUCACCUUGAGCAUGCUCAGUAUGAAGGAAGAUGAGCUAAUCCAGUCGGAGAAUUCUGCCUCCAUCUUCAACACUCUCUCAGACAUCCCGUCUCAGAUCGAGGAUGCGGAGGUGCUGCUGCGGGAGGCCAUGCGCAUUGCUGGCUCGCUGACAGACAUGGCGGUGGAGACCCAGCGCCGCAAGCACCUGGCUUACCUCAUUGCUGACCAAGGGCAGCUACUCAACCCCAGCACCGCUGUCAAUAAUCUAUCCAAGAUUGUGCGGCGCAGGACCCAGCGCAGGAAAUCUGGCAUUACCUCGUUGCUUUUCGGUGAGGAUGAUUUGGAGGCACUGAAGGCCAAGAACAUCAAGCAGACUGAGCUGGUGGCUGACCUUCGUGAGGCGAUCCUGCAGGUGGCACGGCACUUCCAGUGCGUGGAUCCAAAGAACUGCAGCAUUGACCUGACUCCGGAUUACACCAUGGAGAGCCACCAGCGGGACCACGAAAACUAUGUGGCAUGUUCCCAGCACCGCCGGCGCCGAGCCAAGGCACUGCUGGACUUUGAACGCCAUGACGAUGAUGAGUUAGGCUUCCGCAAGAACGACAUCAUCACAAUCAUAUCCCAAAAGGAUGAGCACUGUUGGGUGGGGGAACUGAAUGGACUGAGAGGUUGGUUUCCUGCAAAAUUUGUGGAGGUCUUGGAUGAACGGAGCAAAGAGUACUCCGUUGCUGGCGACGACUCGGUCACAGAAGGGGUGACAGACUUGGUUCGAGGGUCGCUCUGUCCAGCGCUGAAGUCUAUAUUUGAGCAUGGGUUAAAGAAGCCGUCCCUGCUGGGGGGGCCCUGCCAUCCCUGGCUGUUUAUCGAAGAGGCCGCCGGACGGGAGGUGGAACGAGACUUCGACUCGGUGUACUCCCGCCUCGUGCUCUGUAAGACUUACAGACUGGAUGAAGAUGGAAAAGUUCUGACUCCAGAGGAGCUGCUUUACCGGGCAGUGCAGUCCGUGAACAUGACACACGACGCUGCGCACGCUCAGAUGGACGUGAAACUUCGCUCUCUCAUCUGUGUUGGACUCAAUGAGCAGGUCCUGCACCUGUGGCUGGAGGUGUUGUGCUCGAGCCUGCAGACAGUAGAGAAAUGGUUCCAUCCCUGGUCCUUCCUGCGCAGUCCUGGCUGGGUACAGAUCAAGUGUGAGCUCAGGGUCCUCUCCAGAUUUGCAUUCAGUCUCUCUCAGGACUGGGAACUUCCUAUAAAGAGAGAGGAGAAGGAGAAGAAGCCGCUGAAGGAAGGAGUGCAGGACAUGCUGGUGAAGCACCAUCUCUUCAGCUGGGACAUAGAUGGCUGACCCAACCCACUGUGGACCUUCUAGACUGCCACACGCAACACACACUCUCCUCCCGUGACUCACCCGUGACUGCUCUCAGCCCAGCUGAAGCGACAGCCUCUCCAGCUUGGCGGGCACUGCGCCUGAGGCAAUGGGUGGGUGGAGGGCUGUGUGUGGUUAGUCUUGCAGGCAGAAAUCCUUCCCCCAGCCUGUGCAGCGCACCCUGCACCAGCUGCCCAGCUCCCAUUCCCAUGUGUUCCCUUGCCCCCAGCGCUGCUCGUGGGGGAGACACUCCACUGGCCAGAUCUCUAGCUUCCCUUUUGCCCCACCCUGCUGCUGCUCUGGGAAGGGUUCUUAUCUGCCUCAUGACCCCCUCUCCUGCCGAUCCUAAGGCCAGUGAGCAGACCUGUGUCUCCGUACCAACAUUUCCAAGUGCCGCUGUAGCUCAGAAUGUGAGGGCUGAAGAGGCAGCUUCUCCUGGCUGCUUGAUAACUGCGGGGUCUGUUGUGGCUCGGGGGGAGCUGUGUGUUUCUCACCAGCCUGUGGCAGGAAAAGGGGGAGAGGCAGCAGAACCACUGGCUGGCCUCAGCUUCCCUGUCACUUGUGCUUUGGGAGCCUCCCUCUGUGAAAGAUUUUUUGUCUUGUUGCCCUAGUACUGACAGGGACAGAUGGGGGUGCUGACAGGAUGUGCCUAAGGGAGCAGCCAGUUACCAACUACAACUGCUUUAGGGGAUGGGGCCUUUUCUCAAAAGUGUGGAGGGAAGCCCUAGUUCUCCCCUAGCCUGAGGGAGUAUCGUGCUGUCGGUUUAGCUGCUCGCUGUGUUGUUUUAAAUUAACCAAAAAGCUGUAAAUGAUCUCUAGACAUAUCUGUAUAUUUUGGCAUCAUCUUAGCUCAGGAAGUGGGUUCAGGCCUGAACUGGCUCAGGGAGACUAACUCAGCCCCUACCCUGUGGGAAGAGGCUGAGACUGCAAGAUAGGAGUGGAGCAUCACUACUUCUGUAGGGUAGCUCUGUUCCAUGGAGUCUGUGACGUUAUCAAUGAAAGCACUUGUUUGUGAGCACAUACUAUUCAUGAAAUAACACUAGAUUCUUACUUUCCUUUAGCCUUGGGGACUGUAAAUAAAGUGCAUCUUGGGAGAGCUUUGGUGGUUUUCUCCAGCAGGGGCUGGCGGGUGAGCAUAUUGCUUUGCUUUUGCAGGUGUUUGUGGGGUUUAAGAUGGAUGCCUGCUCUCUGUGCUCCUGGAGGGAAAGAGGAAUGCUUUACAGGAGCAGUGAAUUAGUCUUGAUCUCACUCAGUGACCCUGAAAUCAUCUCGUCUCUUUUGUCCCUGUCUCCAGCUGAAAUGGGUCUUAAUCCUUUACAGCUUGGUUUGGAAUUUAGCAAAUUGGACAAGGCUGCACUGUGCAGUGGUAGCAAACAAGAGCAGUGUGAUUUAUAGGCACAUGGAAUUGUAUCCCCACCCCUGUGGGGAAAGGUGCCCCUCUGUGUUGCAGAACAGAAUAUUCAGCUGUGGGUACUGCAUUAGCACCAAUUCUACAGUGCAACAGUAGGGCCAGGAAAGACUAGGGAAACUGUGGCUUCCUGACUAAAGCAGGUACCAGAACUAGUGAGAGCAUAGGGGGACAGAAUAUUCAGGACACCUCUAAUGGUGGACGUUUUGUCAGGUUUUAAACUGUACAAAUAAAAAUCACAUUCCCUGCUACUUAUCAGUGUAAAAAGACCCAGCAGGAAAAGCUGUUCUGAACUUUUUCAUCUGUCAAAAAGGGAAGGGGGCAAGGCAACCACAUGCCUCAGUGUAGGGGGGUGGGGAAGAGAGACUGUAUCAAAACAGAGUCCAGGGCUGAACACAGUUAAGAGGUAAGGUGCCCUUUAUACUUCCACAAGGGAAGCAAAGAAAACAGGAGAGCCUCAUGUGACAGCUCUUUAGGAAUUGUGUACUCCUGUGUCCUAAACACGACCGAUGGAAACCUCAAGAAGGUUGGAGACAAAUGGGAGAGGGUAGGGAUGAGCACAGGGCAUGCCAGCCUGUUUCUACUCUAGCAGGACUGGAUCCAUUUGCAGGACACCUGCUCCUGGGGGGUGCUCCACUGUAGUAUGUGCACACACCCUACACUCUUACCAGAGACUAAACAGUGUUGCAGUACCACACCUUGUCCUCCAAGUGGGGACAUACAGGGCGGUGUAAACCCACUGCUACUCCAAUUCCUUCUCUACUAUAACACCUGGAAGACACUGCUGCUGAGGGGAAGAAGAGCAGGAGGUAGAACACCCUGAGGCAUAAAGUAUCUUGAAGAUCUCACAUUACUGUACAGCUAGGUAGCCUCUCUCUGACCUGAGGAAUCUCCUACACUGGAGCCUCCCUAAGCAGUAGGUCAACACAGAGGCGGGUGGUGAGGUGAAUUAAAGACAGGUUGGAGGACUGUCACCCAAGGUCAUGCCAGCUGUGGAUGCAGGGCUGAUGGUGUAAUGUUUCACAAAUGUGUGAAUCAAGGAGCAGGUUGCAGCUCUGUAGGUUUCUGAGAUGGUGAUCUUCUUAAAUAGGGUUAGAGCAGUGGACUGAGCCUUUGCUUGCGGAGGGGGAUAUUUCACAGCAGGUCAAGAUACAAUCAAACCCUCCUCGACAGGCUGAGUCGAAAUCAGCUGUCCCCUCAUCCUUUUGGCCAAAUAUACAGAGUCUUAAUCCUGGCCGGGUAGAUGGCAAGGGCCAUACUUAAAUCUAAUGAUUGGAGACUAGCUUCUGCCUUCAAGGUGGUGGCUGAGGAUAAAAUACCGGUAAAUGGCUGUCUUGGGUGGUGUGAAAUUCCAACAAGUCUUUAGGGAGGCAUCAAGGAUGGGGGUGCAGCGUGACCUUGUCACGCUAGGACAUAGUGGAUGGUGGAUCUGCCAUGAGACCCCCCCCAAGUUCUCUCAUUCUUCUGGCUGAGGUGAUGGCUAUCAGAAGCAAGUCUCAAGGAUGAGAAAGCAGGGACUUCGCAACUGCUGGUAAACCACUGAAGUAUCUGUGUGAGGAGAGAGAUACCAGAACCACAGCCAUUCUUCACAUGAGAGGGAGCAAGCUCUUGGUCCUCACCAGUUUACAUAAUACAUAACUGCACCGAUGUCCACCGUUAUCCUGACAGAGGGGCCCUUUCUGUCAGAAAUAAGUGCUAAUAUGAGGAGUGUGCUUCCCUUGGUUCCAGGAUGCUGAUUUGGAGCGAACUUUCUUGUGAGGACCAUUUUCCCUGUGCUGUGGCAUACCACCCAGAAGAGGCUUUGAGGGGAGCAGACUUGAGACUGGGGUUUCCACCUAAGAGAGGCUAAUACUCCUGGAAGCACAGUGAUUUGUUUGGAAAGACAGGGGUAUACAUAAUGCUUAGCAAGGCUUGACCAUCUGAGAUGCAGCCUUGCAUCUGGCAUAAUGAACAUGGAGGCUGACAGGGCCUAGGAGUUGAAUGCAGACAGCCCCUUGCAGUUGGUUUCUGAGGCUUCAAGAGGCUGUUGGUUUUGGUGCCCUUGAGGUGGUCAUCUUGGUUCUAGAUGCAUCUGCUAGAGAUGUCAGAUAGCACCAAGGAAGGUGCCUCUUGGUUGAAGAAGUCUCUGGCAGGAGAAAGUGGCUUUCUUCUUUUAGAGGUCUUCAGCUCUGAAAUUGAGUCUAGAUGUCACUGGUAUGGCCUGAGAGGUUGAGGCUAGAAAUCAGGCCCUGAGGAGUGUUCCUUGAAGAGGAGCUUCAGUCUAGCCCCUCUAUCCUUGUGGGACCUGCCCUUAAACCUCCAUGCAGACUUUGCACUUGGAUGGGACGUGAAAUUUUUCUCAGGCACCACAGACAGCUACAGGUGCUAUCAAUCACUAUAAGGAAAAGACCUGUGGAACCUCUGUCUUAAGUAUAAUCUGGGUAAGUGCCAUAGACCGCAAAGGCAGAAGGGGCAAGAAGUUCAGAGCCCCUCCCCAAAUAACUCAGGGGGGAAAAUUCCAAAACUCACAGGCCAGGAAGCAGCUGUCACUGCAGUUGCUCCGGCUUGAGCUGUAGCCAGUUAAGAAUUGGAGGGGUGAUGGGUCCAUAUCUCCCUAUGGCCUUUCAGCUGGGAGCACAAGACCCUGCACUUCACAGGCACUCACCCACUGACACAGUUAUUUACAAUCUUUGGUCAAGAGUUCAGGGUGCAUAUAUGUCAAAAGCAGAGCACCCAUAAGGGCACAUACUAAAUAACUGGAUCUCCCACUCCCAGCUGAAGAGGGCAGCACACUCCCCUCUACAUUGAACUAAGGGGAAGACAUUUUACUAGUCUUGGAGAAAUGGAAGUGGGUUAAAAUCUGUCCUCAGGGGAAGAGAGGACGUUGCUGUUUGUGUGCAGGUGGUUAGUUCCCCCUCGGUGUAUGGAAAUGUCCCUGCAGGUGCCUCUCAUCAUUUCUGCCCAGUCACCAAGAACAAAAUUCAACAGCAUUUGAAAAUGAGACCAAGCAUGCUGGGAAGGGGAAGCUGCUGUAGGUACAAUAAUGCACCUCCUCCUCCCUUCCCAAAGACAAAAGGAGAAGGAAUCUCAGCCUGCAAGGGCCAAGAUGUCCCUGUAUCUUUUCCCUUCACCACUGCCUACAAGACAGACCUUUUGAUCAUGUUUUUUCUUUAUUUUUUAAUAAAAUGGAUUUGUUUCCAAA